AUGGUUGGACUCCGAUUCUGCGAAAAGCUGAUUGAAUUGGAUGUGGACAGGCGGUUUGAGCUCCAUAUAUUUUGUGAAGAAGAUGUGGUUGCGUACAAUCGGGUCAACCUCACAUCAUGGUUUACGCAUCGGGCGGUGAAAACGCUCAUUAUCCAACAUCCCGAGUGGUACACUGCUCAAAACAUUACCAUCAUCAUGUCCAAAGCCACUCACAUUGACACCACGGCCAAGAUUGUGACGGGCGAAAACGGGAUGAGCGUACCCUACGAUCACUGCAUCUUGGCAACGGGAUCAGAAGCCUUCAUGCCGCCAAUUAUCGGAAAAGAGCUAAAAGGCGUCCAUGUCUAUCGAACAGUCAAGGAUUUGGAACUCAUUGUUGCAUCCGCCAAAGACAAAAAGGCGGGAGUGGUGAUUGGAGGAGGGCUGUUGGGACUUGAAGCCGCCAAGGCAUGUGUGGAUCUUGGUCUAAAAACAACCGUCAUCGAACGGAACCCGUGCCUAUUGAACAGGCAAUUGGAUAUGGAAGGUGCCCAACUGUUGCAAAAUGAAAUGAGCAAGAUCGGCGUCAUGUGCCGUGUGAAUGCCAAUAUUCGACGAUUUGUCGGACAAGAUGUCAAUGGUCAAGAGCUGGACAGUGUCACGCAGGUGAUUGUCGAUGAUGAGGAGAGAGUCGAUGCCGAUGUCGUGGUGGUUGCGGCUGGCAUUAAGCCAAGAGAUGAGUUGGCAAAAGCGAGCGGGAUUCUGACACAUCCGAGAGGAGGUGUCCUUGUAGAUGAUGAAUUAAAGACCAGCGCAGAAGGGGUUUGGGCUAUUGGCGAAUGCGUUGUGCACGGCGGAAUGGUCUACGGACUUGUCGCACCAGGAUACGAAAUGGCCGAAACGGUCGCCAUCAAUCUCGUCAAUGGACCUCAACGCACGUUCACCGGAGCGGACAUGUCUACCAAACUCAAACUUUUAGGCGUCCAUGUAGCAAGUUUUGGCGAUUACUUUGCCGACCCCGAAAUUUGUUCUCCUCUCGUUUACCGGGAUCCAUUUGCCGGAAUUUACAAACGCCUGUUGUUUACCAAGGACGGCACAAAACUUCUCGGUGGUAUCCUCGUAGGUGAUACGUCGGAUUACACCCGCUUCCUCUCGUUCUCCAAAUCGGGAAAAGUCCUCCCAUCACCUCCUGGUGAACUGAUCCUUGGCAAAAAGGCUGACGAAUCCAACGAUGACCUUCCCGACGAUGCCCAAGUCUGCUCCUGCAAUAACGUUUUGAAAAAGGAUAUUGCUGAUGCCGUCUCGAAGAAGGGGUGUUGCUCUAUUGCGGACGUCAAGACCUGCACCAAGGCGGGUACCGGGUGUGGAGGAUGUCUCCCCCUCGUCACAGACAUUUUCAACGCUGAAAUGAAAAAGAGCGGAAAAGUUGUUGAAGUGUUUUUGUGUGAGCAUUUCAAGUAUUCACGACGAGAGUUGUUUGACAUUGUAAAGGUCAGAAAGAUUAGAACAUUCAAAGAAGCUAUGCGGUCCUGUGGAACUGGUGGGAAUGGUUGUGAGAUUUGCAAACCCACGUUUGCAUCCAUCUUUGCCUCGCUCUGGAACGACCAUAUCCUCGUCAAGCCGCAUGCUCCCCUCCAGGACACAAAUGAUCGAUACCUCGCCAACAUCCAGCGCGGUGGAUCUUACUCUGUUGUCCCCCGAAUCCCAGGAGGAGAAAUUACACCAGACAAACUCUCUGUCAUUGGCGCUGUCGCAUCCAAAUACGGUCUCUACACCAAGAUCACUGGAGGGCAGCGUAUCGAUCUUUUUGGCGCACCCAAACAUCUCCUGCCCUCCAUCUGGGAAGAGCUAGUCAAGGCUGGGUUUGAAUCCGGCCAUGCAUAUGGCAAAGCUCUCCGAACGGUCAAGAGUUGCGUCGGAAGCACGUGGUGUCGAUAUGGAAUAGGCGACUCUGUGGGUCUCGCCGUUCGCGUCGAAAACAGAUACAAGGGAAUCCGAUCACCACACAAACUCAAGGGCGGUGUAUCAGGCUGCAUUCGCGAAUGCGCUGAAGCGCAAUCGAAAGAUUUUGGUCUGAUUGCCACUGACAAGGGGUACAACCUCUACGUGUGCGGAAACGGCGGGUCGAGUCCCAAACAUGCUGUCCUCCUCGCCGGCGAUGUUAGCGAGGAGAUGGUGAUCAAAUAUCUGGACCGCUUCUUGAUGUUUUAUAUAACUACCGCGGAUCGGUUGCAGCGGACUGCAAGGUGGUUGGAGAAGCUGGAAGGAGGUAUUGAUUAUCUGAGGAGUGUGGUCGUGGAUGAUCGUUUGGGCAUUGGGGAGGAAUUGGAGAUGCAGAUGCAGUACUUGGUUGAUACGUAUCAAUGUGAAUGGAAAACAGUCGUCGAGGAUCCUGUUCGCCGAGCGGAAUUUGCUCAAUUCGUCAACACGCCCGAAAACGAAGUUGUCAUUGACACCAUAACUGAGCGAGGACAACGACGACCGGCCAAUUGGCCCAAAAAGGUUGAAAAGUUACCUCUUCCGGUUUUCACCAAGCCAGCCCAGCCGACCGUUAGUAAAGAAGAGGAGUGGAUCCGUGUGGGUUCGGUGACAGACUUUCCUGAAGAAGGCGGUGCGACCGUCAAAUACGGGCAGACCCAAUUGGCCGUCUUUAGGAUGGAAAUCGAUGGCGAGACAAAGUGGUUUGCUACUCAAAACAUGUGUCCACACAAGCGUGCCUUUGUCCUAUCUGGAUCCCUAACCGGCACCCAAAAGUCCAUCCCAAAAAUCUCCUGCCCAAAUCACAAGAAAAACUUUUCUCUCGUUGACGGCUCAUGUCUCUCGGGUGAAGACUACUCGGUUCGCACCUUUUCUGUCAAGGCAGACGACAAGGGCGUGUGGUUGCUCUUACCCUCUGUAGAGACUCUCGAUGCAGAGCUUGGAACAGGAUUAUGGAUGAUUCGAGAAGGGGAUGACGUGAAGGCGGACGGUGGAAUUGAAAUUGUGAAUUCGGGAUGUGCGACAGGAUGUGGAAAGAAAGAGUUGGAGUGGUAA
Spizellomyces punctatus DAOM BR117 is the source of this 3012-nucleotide messenger RNA. Its product is annotated as nitrite reductase [NAD(P)H], large subunit. Gene Ontology annotation, molecular function: heme binding; NADP binding; nitrite reductase [NAD(P)H] activity. Gene Ontology annotation, biological process: nitrate assimilation. Lineage: Eukaryota; Fungi; Chytridiomycota; Chytridiomycetes; Spizellomycetales; Spizellomycetaceae. Bases 1 to 3012 code for a protein of 1003 amino acids. The transcript has 5 exons. The record is from RefSeq and is a predicted model, not a curated record.